Molecule: messenger RNA, 7601 nt
Organism: Asterias rubens (European starfish)
Lineage: Eukaryota; Metazoa; Echinodermata; Asteroidea; Forcipulatida; Asteriidae
Product: MAP/microtubule affinity-regulating kinase 3-like
Exons: 15
Coding region: 18-2156 (712 amino acids)
Biological process (GO): protein phosphorylation; microtubule cytoskeleton organization; intracellular signal transduction
Cellular component (GO): cytoplasm
Molecular function (GO): tau-protein kinase activity; protein serine/threonine kinase activity; ATP binding
Source: RefSeq, a predicted model, not a curated record
AUAGAGAAGUAAGAAUCAUGAAGUUAGUAGAUCAUCCUAAUAUAGUUAAGCUGUUUGAAGUGAUAGAGACAGAGAAGACACUGUACCUUGUCAUGGAGUUUGCCAGUGGGGGAGAGGUAUUCGACUAUCUAGUAGCUCAUGGCCGCAUGAAGGAGAAAGAAGCAAGGGCCAAAUUUAGACAGAUUGUUUCCGCAGUCCAGUACUGCCACCAGAAGAGGGUUGUCCAUCGAGAUUUAAAGGCUGAGAAUUUACUCCUUGAUAAAGACCUGAACAUCAAGAUAGCGGACUUUGGUUUCAGUAAUGAAUUCACACCAGGCAGUAAGCUAGACACAUUCUGCGGCAGUCCACCUUAUGCUGCCCCGGAACUCUUCCAGGGAAAGAAGUACGACGGUCCCGAAGUGGACGUCUGGAGUUUAGGCGUUAUCCUCUACACACUCGUCAGCGGCUCGCUACCAUUUGAUGGUCAGAAUUUAAAAGAGCUUAGAGAAAGGGUUUUACGAGGCAAGUACCGCAUCCCGUUCUACAUGUCAACAGAUUGUGAGAAUCUGCUCAAGAGGUUUCUAAUGCUCAACCCUACAAAAAGAGCUAACCUAGAGACAAUCAUGAAAGACAAAUGGAUGAACGGAGGCUAUGAGGACGACGAGCUCAAACCCUACCAAGAGCCAGAGCCCGACUUCAACGACGAGCGACGGAUAGAGAUCAUGCUCAGCAUGGGCUUCAAGCGGAAGGACAUCGACGACUCCCUCAGGAAUCACAAGUACGAUGACCCGUACGCCACGUACCUUCUCCUGGGUCGCAGAGCACAAGAUUCUGAAGAAGCAGACUCGACGUCGAGCAGCAGCCUCUCACUAACUCAGCGCAAUGUCCCCGACAUGACCUCCGCCAUCACCCCUUCGCCAUCUACCCAUGGUAAGAAACAACAACGCGGCCUGCCCUCCAAUCAGAAAGAGAGGCGAUUUAGUCAUGGCGGAGAAAAUUACGGGAAAACGACAACAGCGAAGAUCACCUGCCCUGAGCAGGCUGGUUCCCAUGUAACUAGCUCCUCCUACAAGCGACACAACAAUGACAACGGCUUGAAGGAGAACAUCGUGAUGACACGGCAGGGGCGGGCCAGCGCCGGCGCCAUCGGGAACAGCAAAGGAUCAACGGGUAAGACAGGAGGGAUGACCACGCCCACGCUAGGGACUCCCAUUAAUCAGGAGGGGUCGUCACGGAAACAGAAAUCAGCUACGCCAAAGCACAUACCUAGUAACUCGGGUAUGACCAGGAGGAAUACAUACGUGUACGGAGAUCGGGACGCCACGGGAGGGAGUAGAACCAAUGGACAGAGUGAACGAUAUAACAUCACUAGCAGGGACCUUCCCGUGCCGACUGCAAGACCUAGGCACCAGAAAUCAGCGUCCACCUCGGGCCAUCCAAACAAAGGGUCAGGCCUACCCCCUCUAGAAGACCCUUCAGACAGACCAAGCACGGCACCAGGCAAUAGAUUACCCUUCCUCCCGUCACCCGCUGUCGGUGGCACCAACACGGGUACCGGUGGCCACAUAAGGUUCCCUCGGGGUGCCGUCAACCGAAACACCUUCCACGGGGGUCAGGUGAGGAGGCACCCGAUGUUCAACGGGCCCAACGCGUCGCCGGGCAUGCAGGAUAGUAUGGAGAGGAAUAGGAACUCCAUGUCAUUCUUUGGAAAGCUGUCCUCGAAGUUUCAAAGGAGGGUGCCUACUAACUCCGGGGAGUUUGGAGUAGAUUUUCCCCAGGAACUACCGCCAAAGUCCAGGGCUCCUGGCGUCAGUGCUGGCAAUUUGUCAAGUCGUUCAAUCACAGAGCGAGACCCGAAUCGAGAGGACCCGAUCAAGCCUCGUUCCCUUCGCUUUACGUUCAGCAUGAAGACGACCAGCUCCAAGGAUCCCGACUCCAUCAUGGGCGAGAUCCGACGUGUCCUGGAGGGCAACUCUGUUGAUUUUGAGCAGCGGGAACGCUACUUGUUGUUCUGCGUCCACGGUGACGGACGCGGGGACAACCUGAUUCAGUGGGAGAUGGAGGUGUGCAAACUGCCGCGGCUGUCGCUCAACGGUGUCCGCUUCAAACGUAUCUCUGGUUCAUCCAUGGCCUUCAAAAACAUUGCCUCCAAAAUCUCAAAUGAACUGUGCUUGUGAAUAGUCAACUGCAUUUUUUUUUUUUUUUAGGUUUAGUUUUUAUUUUCCCUUUUUCUGUUUAUAAGACUAGGAUUAGCUGGAGUAACUUAAGACAACACUUUGACAAACUCUAUGAGAGUGUCAGAGCUUUUUAAAAAAAAAACCUAACAAUUUGAUGCUUACUAUUAUUAUAAUUUUGUUUUUAACAACAGUAGGAUAGGCGUCUUCAAUGUGGGACAUUCCUACCUUGGGAAGCUAUUUAUUUCAUCCCAAAAUAUCACUUCAACUGGGAGAUGACUUGAGGGUAGUGUAAAAUAGUUGGGAUGAUUUACGAUUUAUUUCAGUGUGUUGCUUUGAUUUUCAGUUCACACCAGAAUUUCUCAAAUCCCGGCUUGGGCUCUGGCUCCAUGUGCCGUUUGAUGUUCGAUACUAACACCGCGUGCAAAGAACACGCUGCUCCAAACAAGUAUACGCCUGAAGACAGAGCUGCAUUUCCACUGCGUAUGCAGCGCGCUCAGCACAAGCCUGAGACAGAGCCCAAGACGAGGUUUGAGAAAGGUUCCAUGUUAUCCAAAGUAAAAUGACUAAUUUGAAUGAGGAACGUUCCUUUGUGUCGGAGGUAUCCACCAUAGGACAUUUUCACUCGCGUUUCUAGUAUUGGAAGUUGGCAUGUAUGAUGCUUGCUUCCACUGUCUAUUUUAUUCAGCUUCCUUGUCUUCUCUACCACACAUUGUCUAUGAAUGAAGGUCAAGGUACCAGAUGGUCUGUAUUGUGGGUCGUGUCAAGCAUGGUUGUGUGCUGUGGUACUGGUUUGCAAAUGAAGUAAUAAACAAAUAAGAAUUGAUGUCGGGUGGCAGGUUUAAACCUCUGAACCUUCCCCCUGUAAGUGAUUGUCAAAGUAGUUGGUUGGUAAACAACGGGACAAAUUGGAAUUUGAGAAUUUGAAUAACAAAACAGACCCCCCGCCCCAAUAGAAAAUAAAACAAGCAUUGGAUCAAAAGUCAACUCAAACAAUAUUUUCCCCUCCAAUGUCUCAAAAUUCAUUGUUGUUUUUUAAUUCCCUGUUUUAUGAAAUUUAAUAUUGUGCAAUUACCAAAUUAAAUAUUUUGAGAUUACACAAAGUUUUGAGGCACUGGGUCAACAUCAACUGAAGAGAACUCUGAACAUCAAAACAAGUAGACGAUUUUAUUUUUUUUGGGGGGGUCGAGUGGGUUGAGUUUUAGAUAUUCAUGUAGUUUUUUGUUCCGUAUUUGAAAACACUCUCCCAUCUCUUCCAUUCUGUUUCAAUUUGUGGCUGACAGUUUGGAAUUUGAAUAGAAAAAGGACAGUGGAAUUGGAUUUUUCUUUAAACUUCAGACUCCCUGGUGUUUUUCUGGUCUUUUCAGUUUGUCCGCCCUGCGAUAUCUGAUCUUGGAGACAUUGUGUCAUACACCUUAGAUUUUAAUCUGUAUCUGGCGGUCUCAGAAUCUAGCCCUAGUGUAUGAAAUUAUGUACAGAAUCUCUGUGUAAAAAUGUUCAGUUAUUUUUGUUGUUGGUUUUUUUGUCAUCACUAACAGUCAUGUAUUUGCUUUCUUUUUUUAUAUUCUUGUUCUAUUUUUUUUAUUACUUUAAACAUGAGGGAUGUCGGCCGUGAAAGUGGCAUUUGUACAGUGUAACAUUUGAAUCACUUCAUCAGAAAACCGUUUUCAUUGCAGCAGAUCUUUUUCCAAAAUUAUCAUUUUGUGUAAUUUAUUCACCUAAAGUGUUUGCCCAAUCGAAACAGAAUAUGUGGCUGCACCACAUCGUUCUGUUUGAGUAGAAGUGAAGUUUAAAUUCACCACAAAAAACAUCUUUGUGUGUGUUUUGUUUUGUUUUGUUUUCCCUGUGUCGGUAGCAAUUUGAUAUGAAAAUGUCAAAUUUUUAAAAUGCCCCUCUUUCUUUCUUUGCUAGAAACAGUCGGUCAGGAAGCAUAUUGCAUUUGAUGAAAACCAAAUUGUCCAUCUGGCAAUUUGAACUUGAAUCUUGAAGCUCACACAAGAUUGAAAAUAGUAUUAAUUUUUCUCGGUAAAAAGAAGUUUGAUUUUUUUUUUUUUAAUCGGCCAGAAUUGUGGUAUUCAGCGGCUGAAUUUCAAGGGAAUCCAUUUAUUAUUGAUCGUUUUUAUUAUCUCUAUUAUUAAUUUUUUUCUUAUUUGAUUUUGUUGUUGUUGUUUUUGUACUGGAGACAUAAAUAUGUUACCAUGGUAUCUUCCAUUGUUGGCAUUUAUACACAAAUAACAGUGACUUCUGACAUGUUUGUAGCUUGUACACAUUUCAUUGAGGAAGCUCAAUUAUAGGUCUGUAGAAACAAUGAGAAUAAUUUAAGUAUUAUUAUUAAAUGUGGAUGUAAAAAUAACAUUAAGAAGAAAAAAAAAACAAUGGUCAAAGGCAGCAUGGAACUGAUUAAUUUUUAGUCGGUAGAUAAUAAUUAACAAAAUUAAAAGCAAGACAGUUGUUUGAGCGAGUGUGUGAGUGUGUGUGAAAAAAAUGUGAGAAUUUCAGUGAGAAACAAUGGAAAAUUGUCUUGUGACUUUAAAAAGUUGGAUAACUUAAUGUAAUGUACAUUUUUUUGUACAAAGUAAAUACAAACAAAAACCUUGUUUUUUGUGUGUUAAGAAAACAAAAAAUCCCUAUUUUCUUUUUGUGUUUUUUUUUUGGAGCAGCAGUCGUAGCAUCAGCAGCCAGUUUCAUUUCACAAUUGUCGUAGUUUCGUGACGCAGAAAGCGAGCAAAAACUUCUUGCAAUGUUGGUGAAAAUAUUUAAAAAAACGUAAAUCCAUUGGCAGUGUUGAGAUGGGAUUGUUUUUUUAAGUUUAGAUGUUCCCAGUUUUUGCCCUUACUUCCUGAUAGGUUUUUGUGCCACGUAUUUCUUGUUUUCUGUGUAUCUUUGGGUUUUUUUUGGGCUGGUAUAUCCCUCCUGCCAUCAGUGUAUACAUACUGUAUAGAACAAUGAAACAUUAAAAGGUAAAAAGCACUUUGUUUUGGUCAUUUUGCAUAAAAGUCAAUUUCUGUAUUGCUUCUUAUUAAAUAACGAUCACAAAACUGGGUAUGGUGCCACCAUUUUCAUUUUAUGUAGAUUGUGUCUGAUUGGAGUGACUUUGGCUGUGGCUAUGGAAGCGAGUUGCUAAUGGCAAUGUUAAAGUAUAUAAGAGGGGGUCACAGUGAGCUAGCCAUAGCCACAGUGAUAUAGCCAUAGCCAGAUUGAAAGCUGUCAAUUUAGGCAUGGUUUGAUAAUGGAGGUUGCAGUUGGAUCACAGAAUGGUCUAGUGCCUGUUGUAUUGAAACCCAGAUAACAGGGGACCGUUUUAACGGCUGUGACCAAUAUUACUAUUUCGGUCUUUUGCUAGUGAUUAGCCAGGCAAUGGCCAAUUCAACCCAAAUAGUUAUUGGUUAUAACUGCGAAAACACACCCUUGACCUUGGAGUCCUAGCAAUAUUUUCAGACUUGGAGGCCAUUGCUGUAACUGUGCAUGACUAGGGCCUUAUUUCAAGUAGCAGCUUAACAGCAAGCACUUUGUUCAGGGCCCAAAUUCAUAGCGCAAAUCCACGGUAAACACGCAAUUUGGCCGCCCAAUUUUUCUGCUAACUUGUGAAAUAUGCUAAGACUUAUAGUAAAUGUUUCUGCUACAGUAAGCGCGCAGAUUUGCUUACCCUUAAGCAGCACUAUGAAAUUGGGCCCUGGUUACUGUUGCAGAUAAAUUUGCUUAAUGGCAAGUCAGUUGGCAAGUAAAAUAGGCAGCUGCUGGCAAGUUGAUUUUGAAAAUUUAUCUCGUUCAUUUGUUAACAGUAAGCCCUGGAAUAGAAGGUUAUCAAGCUAAGAAGUUAAAAAACACAAAAUCGUCUUCAAGCAGCUCUUCGAAAUUGGCUCCUUUGUGUACUGUUCUGAUUAAGCGCAUUAUUAAUUUGACACUAAUGCAGUGAAUAUAUAUAUAAAAGUUUGGCACAACUUCAAAUAGUGAAUCUGAUUGUGCUGUGAAUUCAACAUUGUCUUCCUUUAACCAAAACGACUUUCAAAUACAAAGUAAAAAACUACAAAUGAGAUGAUAUUUUAAUAUCAUAGCAGUGUAAAGUCACAAACUGUGCAUGUAGGCCUACUUGAACUCAUGCAGAUUAAAUGUAUUGACUUGUAAAGAGACCAAUCCGAUAUUUUUUACUUGAGACCCUUCUUAAUAUAUACUCAAUACUCAUGAUGCUUUGGCUGCAUCCAAAUUGGGGUCUACAGCUACGGCUAUUGCUAAGGGUGUCCCAUACCUCAACACUCGAUGACGCAGAAAUCUAGCUGUAGCCCUAGCUAUAGCUGCCAAUUCGAAAACAGCCUUGUAAUGAGACUACACAAAUGACCUUUGACCUGUUGCUGACCUCUGUUGUAUUUGGGUCAAGGGAUGUAGUUAAGAAGUAUCCAGUUCCGGCUAGCUUUCUUUAAAGCUUACUAAACAAAUUACAAUGUUGUUUUGAUAUUGUAAGUAGACAACAAAUUUAAAACAUUUUGCGGACAUUUUAAAGACUACACUGAUUCCUUUUAAAUACCAUUUUGCAGUAUUUUUGACCUAGUGAGGGUGUGUGAACCAAAGUUAUAUGAUGCAGAUUAAGUAAAACAAAUUGGUUGAAUUUGAUGUUGAAAGCGCCCUCAUGUGGUAUGAAAAAUGCAGUGAGUUUGUUCAAUUUGUUGGUGUAUGAUGGUGAAACCAUUAUUGAAGAGAAAUUUAAAAUCAAUUAAGUUUUGAGUAGCAACACAAUUGGAGUAAAACCUUAUGACCUGAGAAAUAAAAAACAUAGCGGCCCCAGUGCUUUCUAAACUUAAGUUUGAAAGUUUCUCAAUUCAUGUUGCAUGCCUGUUGUGAGCUAUUUUAAGGGUCUAAGCCACUAAUAACAAAAUUCUACCAGGGUUCAAAAGAUUUUGUUUUUUUGGGGAAAACAAAACUUUCCGUGUGAGGGAAUGUCUAAUUAGGCCCAUGACAUCUCAUUUGUCUUUUCCCUCGAUUGUUUGGCUUUUUUUUUUAAUCUGUGAACUACGAGACCCUUAUUUUUUUAAUUCAUUAAUAAUGAAAUGCAUUGGGAAUAAUUACUGAUAUGAGUUGUCUGUUUUUAAAAGAACAGUUUGAGAAAAUAAAAUCAAAACAUUUUAUCAAAUUAUUCAUUUACAAAAAAGGCACUUUAAUUUUAGUUAAUUUUCUAUAUUUCUAAGAGAAAAAUUAAGUGCUGACAAAAAAAGAGCAAACAGUGCAACCUUGCAUGUAGUAGUGACAAACCAUUGUAGCGCCCUCUUGUGUCGAGUAAGAGUAAUUUUGUCAUUGUGUCAGGUCUGCAACUCUCCUUUCUCAUAAGAAAGAAGUAAUUUGUUUUUGUAGUAUAGGACCACCCCAAAACAAUAUGUUUUAGUAAGGGAAUCAAUGUGUGGUGAAGAGGUUUUCAACUAGUGGUUUAAUCCCAAAGAGGCCUGGUUCUUGAUAAUU